Molecule: messenger RNA, 848 nt
Organism: Lentinula edodes (shiitake mushroom)
Lineage: Eukaryota; Fungi; Basidiomycota; Agaricomycetes; Agaricales; Omphalotaceae
Exons: 1
Coding region: 49-684 (211 amino acids)
Source: RefSeq, a predicted model, not a curated record
UGGACGACCAUUCUUCUCGGUGCGCAAUUUUGGCAGGUGUCUCGCCAAAUGACAUCUCUCGAAGUCAGUAACUUAGGACGCUACGGAUUUAUGGGUGGACGUGGUGUCAUUGGGGUUGGUCAGAUGGGGGCGCAGCAGAAUUCGAACUCUCCUCAUGACCACGGUGAUUCCCCGAUUUCCGCUUCGGCAUCUUUAGAACCUGUACUUGGCCGUCAUUCACACUCCCCUAACCGCCCACAGAGCCUACGCGGCUCAGGCGGACUCCUCACUCUCCCCUGUCGUAUCUGUUCAAUAUGUGGUUCUUGCCCUGGAGCGUCAUUCCUCCUUCGUAUCACUGGCCUGGAUCGGUUCACUGCGCGCGGCGGUGCGGCUCGGGGAUUAGCUGCGGCAGGAGCUCCGCAGAACCCGUUCGACCUUGGACUGUAUCUGAAUUGUAUGGACUUUUGGGGAAUGGGCAAGGAGGUGGGAGUUCGUUGGGAGACGUGUUAUGAUAUUCCUGAAGGAGGGUUUAAAAAGGCUAGGGAGGAAAGGCUACUUGAAGAACGGGGACGUGAGGAGAGAAGUGAAUUGGAGCCGGGGAACAGGAAGGGUGGCAGGAGGUUUUGGCCGGGUGUUCGGAGGGUGUUUUCAAUGCGAAUGGGGAGAUCAGCUUCUUAUGAAUAUGAGCCGUUGGCGCAGGUGUAGGGUAGGUUGCGGCCACGGACUGAUACGAGCGAUUGAAUGAUCAUAAUGAUUUGUUGUAUCUAAUGUGUACAAUGAAACUGAUGCAAAUCAUACAUAACCUGGAAAUCCCGCAAAGGCCUGAACUUGUUAUGUCGAGAUCAUAGUCAUAGUUCUAUUGGACUAGC